Molecule: messenger RNA, 4437 nt
Organism: Eremothecium sinecaudum
Lineage: Eukaryota; Fungi; Ascomycota; Saccharomycetes; Saccharomycetales; Saccharomycetaceae
Gene: KOG1
Product: ubiquitin-binding TORC1 subunit KOG1
Exons: 1
Coding region: 1-4437 (1478 amino acids)
Biological process (GO): regulation of autophagy; TOR signaling; positive regulation of protein serine/threonine kinase activity
Cellular component (GO): cytoplasm; TORC1 complex
Molecular function (GO): protein-macromolecule adaptor activity; protein binding
Source: RefSeq, a predicted model, not a curated record
AUGCCAGUUUUUUAUGGCCCCUUACCACUAAGUCGACUAAAUACAGAAACAAGACACGGCUUCGAAGACCAAUACACUGGUGAACAGUUCCUAGAAUCAUUACCUAAUGGAUUUAUAUUCUACUAUGAUGAUAAGCGUCAUAGGAGUGGUGGGAAUCCGGUACCUGAAGAGGUCAAACGAAAAGAUGAGAACAACUAUUACCAACCGAUUACAGAUUGGAAGAUUAUUAAGGAAAGGCAGAAAACGGUUUCUGCAGCAUUAUUAUUGUGUUUGAAUAUUGGAGUGGACCCUCCAGAUGUUAUAAAGACCCAUCCAUGUGCAAGGCUUGAAUCUUGGGUUGAUCCACUAAAUUUCCAGGACUCAAAGAAGGCGAUUGAGCAAAUAGGGAAAAAUUUGCAAGCUCAAUACGAGACGUUAUCACUUAGAACCAGAUAUAAGCAAAGUCUCGAUCCUUGCGUUGAAGAUGUGAAACGAUUUUGCAAUUCACUUCGGCGUGCCUCAAAGGGUGAGCGGAUUUUAUUUCAUUAUAAUGGCCAUGGAGUUCCCCAACCAACUCCGUCCGGAGAAAUCUGGGUAUUCAAUCGUGGCUACACACAGUAUAUCCCAGUUUCACUAUAUGAUUUACAGACAUGGUUGGGAGGACCUUGUAUUUAUGUUUGGGAUUGUAAUAGUGCGGGAAAUAUUAUUAUGAAUUUCCAGAAGUUCGUGCAAAAAAGGAUAAAAGAUGACCACGAAGGUAAUCAUGAUAUGGAAGCGCCUUCUUCUACCCAGUCUUAUCUGGAAUGUGUUCAUUUAGCUGCAUGCUCUGCAAAUGAACUUCUCCCUAUGAAUCCUGAAUUACCAGCUGAUCUAUUUACUUGCUGUUUGACAGAUCCGAUCGAAAUAUCUGUGAAAACUUUCUUAAUGCAAUCCCCAUUAAAGGAUACUAAAUAUUCAAUUCUCUUCCAGAACGAUAAUUCGAGGUAUGGUAAUGAGAAUAGGAACCGUAUGCCAAACAUUUCUAUACCGGGGAAGCUAUCGGAAAGAAGGACACCUUUGGGUGAGUUGAAUUGGAUUUUCACAGCUAUUACAGAUACAAUUGCAUGGACUUCAUUACCACGCCAGCUUUUUAAGAAACUAUUCAGGCACGAUUUAAUGGUUGCCGCUUUAUUUAGGAAUUUUCUACUUGCAAAAAGAAUUAUGCCCUGGUAUAAUUGUAAUCCAAUUUCCGACCCCGCUCUUCCAGAUUCAAUUGCACACCAUUCGAUGUGGAAGUCUUGGGAUCUGGCCAUUGAUGAAGUACUAACCAAAAUUGUUGAAGAUAUGCAAAAUAAUUUUGAUACGAAACCUACAAAAUUGGAGGCUCAAGUUCUUCUUCAACAGCGUUCUGGCCAGUCGCGAUCUGAUGCAGCAACAACUGUUAUUCCGGAUUCUUUGCACUCACGCAAUGCGAUGGGAAACUUAAGUACAAUGUCAUUAUCAAAUAUGAACAAGGCUUCGAGCACACCUUCAAUACAGAGUCCAUCUACAUCAUCAUUAAAUCAAGGACAAUCACAACAACAAGUCACCAACUUCUUCGGUGAAAACUUGACGGCUUUUGAGUUAUGGUUAAAAUAUGGUGCCAACACUAGACAUCCACCAGAACAGUUGCCGGUUUUAUUGCAGAUACUGCUUUCGCAAGUACAUCGGGUAAGAACAUUGGUACUAUUGUCUCGUUUCCUAGAUUUGGGGCCUUGGGCUGUGUACUUGUCUCUAUCGAUUGGUAUUUUUCCAUACGUUUUGAAGCUACUGCAAAGUCCAUCCCAGGAACUAAAACCAAUAUUAGUAUUUAUAUGGGCCAGAAUUAUGUCUAUUGAUUACAAAAACACCCAAACAGAAUUGAUAAAGGAGAAGGGUUAUCUAUAUUUUGUUAAGAUGUUGAUUCCAGAAUGGGGCGUAUCGGUACCAAAUUCUAACACCAUGGGGAGUCCUCUUACCAUUAACAUACCAGGAAGUCCAGCUGCUCAACGGCUUACAGGGCAGCAAUUAAGCCCGGCAAAUGCCGCUGUAGUCAUCAAUAAUACAACUGAUGAACAGAAAGCGAUGGCAACUUUUGUUUUGUCAUCUUUCGUUCAUGAAUUUCCUAUGGGCCAAAAGUAUUGUUUUAGCGAGGAGUUGGUUCACAAGUUAUGCUAUUAUAUUGAUAAUUCUGAGGUUCCCUUGCUUAGACAAUGGUGCGUUAUUCUACUUGGCCAGCUUUAUCUCCAUAAUCCACUCCAUAAAUUUAUUUGUCUACAGGAAGAAUGUCUGGAACGCAUUCUGAAAUCUUUGAAAGAUCCCAUACCAGAAAUUCGUUGUGCAGCGCUUUUAACAAUGAAUUACUUCUGUGCGGAGUAUGAUGAGUCCGAGAUGGUACUAAAACUAUACCAAGAGUCUCAACAAUCACAAUCUACUAUGGCCCAAUUACAACAUAUUGACAUGAAGCUGUUAAAGCGUGAGGAGAUAAAGAUACUUUCCGCAGCGUUGCUAUUAGUUAAUGAUGGAUCACCGAUUGUUCGCAAGGAGUUGAUUAUCUUUAUUUCACAUGUUGUGAGUAAAUAUAGGUCAUUUUUCAUUGUUAUUGCUUUUAAUGAGCUUCGAGAAGAAAUAGCUGCGCUAGAUUACGAUAACAAUGAUUCUAACGACAUAGACGUGAAGUCAACAGUAGGACACGGUUCCAUCUUUAACACACUAUGGAAAUCAUUGCUCAUACUAGCUGAGGACCCUUUCCAUGAAAAUAGUGCUUUGGCAUGUGAUGUCAUCGAUUACAUUCUGGUUCAUCUAAAUUCGCAUCAAGAUUUGGGUGCAAUCGUCAUGGAAAUGGAAAAAUACUUAUUAAAAAGGACUGCCAGUGCUCAAUUGAAUGGCUCAUAUGGUCAAGGAAUUAAUGCAGCAACAAAACUCCCAACGCCAAAAAGACCUAUUAGUUUAGGGGCAUAUGAUAAGAAUGAUAAGCAAAAGAAUCCUGGUCAGCAAACUAGCUCUAACAGCAGCCAGCGCAGUUUUUCGUUAAGUGGAUUGCUUAAAAGCUUAAGGCUCGCUUCUGAUGAGCAACCCUCAGAUCCACUCACCAAUGGAAAUAAGCGUCAGCAUUUGCCAAUGGCAAGCAUGUCAUAUGGGCUUGAGUCCAAAGUUCCUACUCAGCGGUUUAAGAAAAGCACAGAGCCGAACUCGAUGCCACUGAAAAGUUCAUUUUUAGAUUACUCAAGAGAGUAUUUCCAGGAGUCUCAAAUGAAAAGAAAUGAGGCAGAUGAACCAGGUAGUGUUGAGUACACAGCACGUGUAUGGAGGAGAAAUAGAAACGAAAAUAUUAUUCAAGUUACUCAAAAUCAGAAAGAGCUAUCAUUAUAUGGAGAUUGGACAGAGAAGAAAUUAACCAUCGAUAAUAAAUCACAACCUAAACUACUUCGCUUUACUCAAUUUGAAAAUUAUAUUGUUACAUCUGACGAUAGAGAUAAAAUCAAUGUCUAUGAUUGGGAAGAAAGUAAGCGGUUGUGCAAGUUUUCUAAUGGAAAUCCUUUUGGUACUAAAAUUACUGAUAUGAAAUUUAUCAACGAAGAUGAUACCCCAUUGUUAUUGACAGGUUCAUCAGAAGGGGUCGUUAAGAUAUAUAAAGAAUUUAACUCAUCGGAAAAUAUUGAGAUGAUAUCAGCUUGGAGGGGUUUAACAGACUUACUUUUGACACCAAGAUCGACUGGUUUGCUAACAGAAUGGCAGCAAAGCAGGGGUUCCUUAUUAACCACAGGAGAUGUGAAAAUAAUAAGAAUUUGGGAUGCUUUAACAGAGUCCAUUGAGGUAGAUAUUCCGGCUAAAUCUUCAGCUUUGAUAACUUCUUUGACCUCUGAUCAACUUGCAGGUAAUAUAUUUGUAAGUGGGUUUUCGGAUGGAACUAUAAGAGUCUAUGAUCGGCGUAUUGACCCUAGGGAUUCGAUGAUCAGAUUGUGGAAGUCCAACGGUGGCAAGCAAAUGUCAUGGAUUAACAACGUUCAUUUACAGCGGGGUGGCUAUAGAGAGCUUGUUAGUGGCACAAGCACAGGUAUUGUGGAAUUGUGGGAUAUAAGGUCUGAUCAACCUGUGAUAUCGUUUACCGAUAACGGGCAAGGUAUUAACGCUAACUCUCCUCAAACUAAGGCAACAACAAUGACUUCUUUACAGCUCCAUGAACAUGCUCCAGUAUUAGCUACUGGUACUAAGCACAUUAAAAUAUGGACAACUUCGGGUGACUUGCUCAGUACCUUUAGGAAUAACGGAUCAUCACACGCAAAUAGUGUCGCUGGUACAUUAGCAACGGGUAUCAGUGGAUCUCGGUCACCUAAUUCAUUUAUUUCAUCAAUGGCUUUUCAUCCUCAUCGGAUGUUUUUAGCUGCGGUAAAUUCUCAUGAUACAAACAUCAAUAUUUAUGAAUGUCGGGGUAGCAAAAAUGACUACAUAGUCUAUUAA